GUCAAUAUAGUGUCAUACAGUCUUAACGAUAGACUUUUAAAAUAGGGGCAAAAUUAUCGUUUCGUCGCUUAUAGAGAGAAAAAAAAUUUAAAUUGAAUUGCGAUUUAGAGUAGUUUUGUUUUCGUGUAAGCUUAAAUUGCAAUCUUUAAGACAAACAAAAACGGGGAUAAUGGCACAUUUUGUCAGCAACCCUACACAACAAAAUUAUUAUUUCAAGAACAAUUUGUGCUACACGGAAGAUCAUGUUCCUGUCCAGAAGUUAUAUCUGCACAGCAUUCCACCAGAGCUAAGAGAGGACGUGUUGCUGCCGCAUUUCAAUAAUUAUGGAAAAGUAGUUCGGAUGAAGAUCUUUGGCAAUGACAGAUAUCGUCGAAUGCCCCAGCGGGGAUUGAGAGGCCAAGCUCGGCAACAGCACGAACCACAACGUUGUGGCAAGUGGCAAAUGAAAACAGGAUACGUUUUCUUUGCCAAUCCUCGAGAUGCAGCCAAAGCUCUGCAUAGCCGGGUACAUCAUGUUAAUGGGCGUCGAUUGCAUGUGAAGGCCAGUGAUAGUUGGCAUCAACCAGCGGCCUAUGGCUCGGAUGACAAACACCCACCGGGAGAUGCUCAUAUUUUAAAAAUAACAGAUCAUUGUCUAUCGAUGGUUGUUGAAUAUCUUCCCUUGAGCGACCAGUUGCAUUUUUCUCGGACUUGCACACGUUUUCGAGGGGUUUAUCUCUUAGUUACACGCACCAUUCACAGAUCCAUGGAUUUUUGUAAAUUUGAUGGACUAACCGUUUGGGAUAUAAAGGACUUUUUCACUCUAUCAGGACGAUACGUUAAAGAGUUUAAAGGUGUCAUACCGGAAGCGCAUUGUGAACGUAUGUGUGACUUUUUUGGGGCGAAUUGUGUGAAUGUCAAGUCCUUGGAGAUUACGGAGAGCAAGCUAAAUACAAGAAAUAUGAACAAAUUGUUUUUCAAUAACGAAAAAAUAGAAGAUUUGGUCUUAAGCAGCUGCGGUCUAUCUGACGGCAGUUUAAUGUCUCUGCGAAAAUUGAAUAAGCUUAAGAGUCUAACUAUUGCCUACAAUCCGAAACUGAAUGGCACUGAACUGGACAAACUGCCAGUCUCCAUAGAGACAAUAGUCCUUACAGGCUGUACUGGGUUACUGGCCAACCGUUUGAUUCAAAUGUGCAGGAUUUUGGUUAAUCUCAAGGAUCUAAAUGUCAUUGGGGUAAUGUCUGCUUAUUCGAAUUUCUAUGAGACUUUAGUUAAAAAGAAUUGUUGCCCCUCCCUGGAAACUCUGCGUCUGAGCAUUGAUGAUGAAACCAACUAUGAGGAGAUACCUAAGCUACCCAAACUCAAGCAUGUUCAAAUUGCCACCUUGCCAAGAUUAAAUAUACGUAGCAGAUUCUUUGAUCACCUCGUUUCAAUGAAAUCUCAACAAUUGGAACAGUUUGAGUUAUAUGGUGCUAAAAAUUUACCUCAACAUCUUCUGUUGCAAUUAGGUAAACUUAGUAGCCUUAAAAAUCUUAUACUUGUCCGUGUGGAUGAUGUUAGAGAUGAUGUGCUGGAGGAGUUCACCCAGCUAACUAAUCUGGAGCACAUUACUCUACGUUUGUGCCACAAUAUCACAGAUACUGGAGUAAUGCGUCUGAUACUUGCUUGCCACAAGUUGCAGGAACUGAAUCUGGAGGAUUGCUCUCAGAUAACCGAAAAGCUGGUACACACUGUCAUUAAGAGGGUGCAACAUCAAAUUAAGUUCAGGCAGAAUGAGCAUCAGUUGCCCAUAGAUCUUUAUGUGCAAGGCACUAAAAUACAAGAGUCUCUCGAGACGGAUCCUAUCGUGGCUGGGGCCAAGAAUAUAAUUCGACUCCAUUUCACCUCACAAUAUGGACCAUAUUUGCUUCAUUUGUCAAUGUCAAACUUAUUGCUCGAUGAUUUUGACUACGAUCCGCAUGAAUUGGAACAGGAUACAGAUGAUGAGAUGGAUAUCUUUGAUGAUCAUUACAUGUUCGACAUGGGCUUUUUGAGUGAGAAUGAUUUGGAAGAUAGUGAUCCGGAUUCCGAUGAUUUAAAUGUUCUCUAUCCCUAUGUCCAUGCUUCUUAUCCAUAUGAUGCGAAUGGCGAUUUUAUGGGGUUUGGCAUAUUUGAUUCCGAUUCAGACUAAGUGUGGCAGAGCCCAAAGUAUUAACUAACUACACCAAAUAGCCAAAUAAAUUAAAUUUUUUUGUUGUUUUUGAAUUCUGUGUGUCUAGCUGUUAUACAUAUACAUAUGCAUCUUUUUUUUUUUGGAAGUUCAUUCAACUUAUCUGUGUAUAAAUAAAAGCCGAUCGAGUGCUACGAUCAAUAAAUGAAAGAUUGUUCGUA
Messenger RNA from Drosophila willistoni, 2349 nucleotides. RefSeq lists its product as uncharacterized. NCBI's taxonomy places the organism in Eukaryota, Metazoa, Arthropoda, Insecta, Diptera, Drosophilidae. Gene Ontology annotation, molecular function: protein binding; RNA binding. The transcript is spliced from 5 exons. The record is from RefSeq and is a predicted model, not a curated record. Bases 170 to 2149 code for a protein of 659 amino acids.